CAGUCAGCGGCAGAAGGCACACUUUAUAUAUACACAUUAAAAGCAGCAUAUACCCAAUAUAAUACACAAUCAUCGCCACCGCAGUCAGUCGGUAGCGAGAGCUCGAGAGCAGAGCAGUGGUAUAUAUAUAUAUUAUCCGCAUAUACGAGUCGCGCGCGUUCGACGACGAUCGAGUGAGACCCUCCCUCCGUAUCGUAUACACACACAACACACGGCACACAAUCCAAAAAGUCACAAACCAUCGUUCGUGCGAUAAAAGUUACUCUCUUGCCCACCGAUAUUAUCAUGAUGAUGGAUCUGCUGCAGCAUACCGUGUACGCGGUGCCGGUCGUACUGGUGCUGGUCUGUGCCGUCCUAGUGUUCGCGUUCGGCUUCAGGAAGGCCGAGCAGCCGCCCUUCGCCCAUCUGUCGGCCCAGGCCGACGUAGCCGAGCGCAAGGUCCAGACGAAGAAGAAGUCCAAGAGCAAGGAAAAGCGCGCGGCCAAUGGUCAGGUGGCUGCGGAAAAGACGAGCCCCAAGCGUACGACCAAGGUGGAGACCACCGCCGCUGCCAAGAAGGCCGAGACCAAGGAGCAGCAGCAGCAGAAGAAGCAAGACGAGCAGCCCAAGACCAAGAAGGAAAAGGUCGUCGUCAAGGAGAACGAGCAGGCCAAGAAUAAGAAAAACUUGAAGAAUGCCCAAGAGAAGCCGAUCGAUUACGAUGAAGGUGAUUGGGAGCAAGCUUAUUCUCGCAAGGAUAGAAUGAUGAAGAAGAAGAAGGAGGAAGAGAUCGUGACACCGAAAAAGAACAACAAGAAGGCCAAGAAAGCAGAUGCCACCAACAACGCCAACAACAAGGACCAGAAGAGAGCCGCUGUCAAGGACAAGGUAGCCAAGGAAACCGAGAACAAGGAGCUCAAGGAGAAAGUCGACAAAGAGGUCGUCUUGGAGCCGGUCGCCGAUCAGGUAGCCGAAGAAAAGGUCGCCGAAAAGAUCAAGGAAGACAUCGAGACCAAGGAAAAGGUCGAAGAGAAGACGGUGGAGAAGGUCGUCGAGGAGAAGAAGACCGGAAAGGGCAAGAAGGGCAAGAAGAACGCCGAGAACCAGAAGGUCGAAGCCGCCGCUGCCGCCAGCGAGCCAGCGGUGGUCGUCGAGGCGAAAAAGACCCCGGCAGUUCCAGAAGCUCCGGUAGCCGUCGAGGCCGAGACCAAAGAGAAAGAAGUCAAGGCUAAAGAGGCUCAGCCAGCUUCCAACGAUGCCGAUUCUUGGAACGAGGCAAAACCAGCAAAGAAAAACAAGAGGAAAGCACGCAAAGAUUAAUGAACGGUUGAUUAUUUAGAAGCAAGACGAGAUAUGUAAAAAUAUCUUGGGUCGUCUGUGCAAUAUUGCAUUGUGCAGCUGCUUCCGAUAAAAGCGAGAGAAGACGGCAAAAAGUUGAUUUUUGUCUGAGAGCUCAAGAAAUUGAAGUAAAAAAUUAUAGUAAUUUUAUGCUUCAUUGAAAAAGUUUAUUCAAGAUUUAUAUAUUUUUUCGAUGGUAAGUUGACAAAUGUCUACUGCUUAUCAUCGUAGAUGUUGAACACUGUCAUAGAAUCAUAUUGAUCUGUAUGUCAGUCAGAGUUGCUACGAAAAUGAAAUGCAUGAUUACUACUUGAGAUUUUCAAGUGUUUGGCUAUGUAUUUAUUUGAACAUAUUUAAUUAUUGAAUGAUCUUGUUUCAUUUGUUUAUUAUUAUUUUUUUAAUCUUCAAUCUCGAAGUUGGAAACUAAAAAUUAUUUAUUUCAAAAAAAGACAUUUUCAAAACACUUCGUUAUGUGUAAAUUUGUUAAAGAUAGAAAUUAAAGAAAAUUAUAUUGCAUAUUAUUUAAAAAAGAAGAAUAUAAUUGCAAAUAAUCAUCACUUAUAAUAAUAUGAUUUGAACUUGUCAUAAACACAGUGAAUUACUUAUGUAAAAUCACCGAACUAGCAUAAUGUGACAUUGUUAAAUCUAAAGAUGUCAUCUUAUUUAUAAACAAAAGAGUAACAAAGUUACUUGUUAGAGAGAACGAAAAAAGUAUGAAAUAGUGAUUCAUAAAAAUAUGGAGCGUUGAUGUGUCUCUGACUUUAGGAAUCAUGUGUAUAACUUUUUAUAAAAAAAGCCAGUUUUUAAAUUAUACUAACAAACGAACAAUCGUAUUAGUUGAUUGCAUUCUUAUAAAUGCUUUUUAUAUAUAUUUGCUGAUUUCCAAAGCUCAAUUUGUAUUUUAAAAUGGCGUUUGUUA
Messenger RNA from Trichogramma pretiosum, 2236 nucleotides. Its product is annotated as stress response protein NST1-like. The record is from RefSeq and is a predicted model, not a curated record. Lineage: Eukaryota; Metazoa; Arthropoda; Insecta; Hymenoptera; Trichogrammatidae. The coding region runs from base 286 to 1299 and encodes 337 amino acids. The transcript is spliced from 4 exons.